GGUCCCGGCAGGUGAUAGAAUAAUAACGGGGCUGCUGUCCAUCCUGUGUGCCGGUGUGUAACCUCGGUGUGGCCGCGGGCUGGAGCGGCAGUGGGCGCCUCGCUGGUAGCAGGAUUGCCCGCUGAGCCCUCCUUAAUAAUCGAUCCCUGCUGGACGACUGAGACUUUGCAGAAAAGCCUCCAGCGUCACGAUUGUAGCCGCAAAAAUUGAAGUUGUGAAUCAUGGGGAACAUUUUUGGGAAUUUGCUGAAAAGCCUCAUAGGAAAGAAGGAGAUGAGGAUUCUGAUGGUGGGGCUGGACGCAGCUGGAAAAACGACAAUCCUCUAUAAGCUCAAACUGGGGGAAAUAGUCACCACGAUCCCAACAAUUGGGUUUAAUGUGGAGACGGUGGAGUACAAGAACAUCAGCUUCACUGUGUGGGACGUAGGUGGGCAGGACAAGAUCCGUCCCCUCUGGAGACACUACUUUCAAAACACACAGGGUCUAAUCUUUGUGGUGGACAGUAACGACAGAGAGCGUGUGAACGAAGCACGAGAGGAGCUGAUGAGGAUGCUGGCUGAGGAUGAACUGAGAGAUGCAGUGCUCCUUGUGUUUGCUAAUAAACAGGACUUACCGAAUGCCAUGAAUGCUGCUGAGAUCACAGAUAAGUUGGGCUUACACUCUCUGCGUCACCGUAACUGGUACAUCCAGGCCACCUGCGCCACCAGCGGCGACGGCCUCUACGAGGGCCUUGAUUGGCUGGCCAAUCAACUCAAGAACAAAAAAUAAGAAGAAAAGUGGAAAAGGCAGCCAGCAGCGACACCCAUCCGACUCUCUAUUUGUUUUGGGGAUGGGGUGCGGGGGGAGGUUCAGGGGUUAUGAUUGAUCGGUGUGAAGCAAGAUUCUGGGUCUGGGGGAGAUUUCAUUUUUUAUUCUGAUCCUAAUAGUUUUCAGCCGUUAUUGAAAACGGAUUCUCAUGUUCAUCUUUAAACACACACACACACAAACACACUCAGAUGCACACUAACCGUUAGCAAUCACAGCAGACACUUGCUUUUCCUCCGUCCACCUCUCGUCUUUAGGUGCAAUGUACUGUAUGUUAGUCUCUAGGUGCUGUGCCGAGUUAUGUGUGACUCCACUGAGUCAGCAAUCCGUCAAAUAUGACUUUGUUGAUGUUUGUUUUUCAACUGUCAGUCGUCCAUUCAAAGAACUGUUCUGUGUCAGUUGCACUUCAUGUUGUUUUUUUGUUUUUCUAAUCUAUUCCUGCGAGGUAACAGAGCCAUGUUUGAGAACAAUCACCACUGGCAGAUUCAUGUCACCAUAAUUCAUUUUAAUAGUUUGAUCCCCCUUUUGAGUUUGCGAGCAAAGCUGAGGCACUUUGACGCUCAGAUUUAGCGCAUACACGUGCAUGCACACAUACUGUGUGUUUAUGCGAGCAGCCUGGACAGUAUUGAUCAGUACUGGGUUUCCCCUUCCUAUCACACAUCCUCUUACUGCCACAUUUUGGAAAUCUUUUGAUAUCUGUGGUGUGUUUCUACUCCCCGCGUGGCAACCCAAAGCGUCGAAGCCGCCCUUUUUAAAUAUUUUAAAACGCGCAACACGUCCUCGAUUGUCUGACCUGCAUGCAUCCUGCUGCCGUCCUCCAUCCUGAGAGCUGCGUAGAUGUUGAUGCUCAUCGUGUUCUGGUGCUGUUUACAACUAACUGAACCACAUCAGGUGGCAACAUUUGCUAGAAAAAAAACACCCCUAUAAUCAGCUGUAUGAUCUGCGCUUGAACUCGGCACAGAUGCUGCUGCUUGUCUACCUUCUUGUGUGCCCAUACGAGUACUCAAACUGCAUCAGGUUGCUCUUGCUUGCGUGUUUUUUGUCUCAAACCUGCAUAUCGGGGGUUGGUUCUGUUCUUCUGUGUUACUGAAUGUGAAUAUUGUCGAUGAAUCUAUAAAUGGCUGUAAUGAUGUUUAUCUGACAUGCAUAGUCCAUCAUUCCAGUGAUGUGUCUGCAUAAUAACGUGAAAGAAAGCAGGGUAAGCAGAUCAAUACGUCGGUGGUGUUGUUUGCAGAUAUUCAUCAGCACGUCCACGACUCACCUUUGAACAGCAGACGAAUUACUCCGUCAGAAGCUGAUACCAGCAGAAUCCACAGACUUCUGUUAAUAAAAGUAUUUCUUUGUGCCAUACACGGGCACUUCUGCUCAUAUAAUGGUAACAGUGCAACAUACUGUGCAUCCACUCUACCAACUUAGCAGUGCAUUGUUCAUAUUCAGCAUCUAUGUUAAGUCAUGAGUUUGAUCAUUUGGUUUUCGUGGCCUUAUAUUUAGUGAUGACUUCUGAUUGAUUUCCUCUCGGCUAGUUCAGUCCUGAUUUCGAGUCACAUAUAUUUAUCUAUAAAGAAUGAUUUGUAGAUUUAUUCCUCUAUGCCCUCAACCGGCAUUUUUUUCUUUUCUUACACCACAGAUCACGAUGAUAAGCAGAGGUUUUGAUGUAUAGUACGUUUUGUUUUUGCCAGUAUACUUGAUUCAUAUUUGGUGGUAGAUUUUCUUGGUUUUUCUUUGGGGUCUAAAGAAACUUUGGUGUAGAUUGUGUCUGUGAAACAACAAUAAUCAGUGCGGAAUUAAAAAAAUAAAUAAAAAUAAAAAACUUCUGAUGAUUCAUUCUGUACCGUUAUAGUUACACAAGUAGUUUUAAAAACGGUGACGACCACGUUUCAAUGCUGAGUGCAUGGAGACAUCUGUAUGUGCUGUAAGACAACAAGAUCCUGCUGUAUUACAAAUAAACCCAUUUUCUGUA
Molecule: messenger RNA, 2763 nt
Organism: Amphiprion ocellaris (clown anemonefish)
Lineage: Eukaryota; Metazoa; Chordata; Actinopteri; Pomacentridae
Gene: arf3b
Product: ADP-ribosylation factor 3b
Exons: 5
Coding region: 222-767 (181 amino acids)
Biological process (GO): vesicle-mediated transport; intracellular protein transport
Cellular component (GO): plasma membrane; cytoplasm
Molecular function (GO): GTP binding; GTPase activity
Source: RefSeq, a predicted model, not a curated record